Molecule: messenger RNA, 2823 nt
Organism: Vanessa atalanta (red admiral)
Lineage: Eukaryota; Metazoa; Arthropoda; Insecta; Lepidoptera; Nymphalidae
Gene: AdipoR
Product: adiponectin receptor protein
Exons: 1
Coding region: 337-1497 (386 amino acids)
Biological process (GO): adiponectin-activated signaling pathway
Cellular component (GO): plasma membrane
Molecular function (GO): signaling receptor activity
Source: RefSeq, a predicted model, not a curated record
AAAUCAACAUGGAGAAUGGUUUCGGUCGACGAUCCGACAGUAGUUUGCAGCUGUUCUAAAUUGAUUGUUGUUUGGUCAAUAGUAAUAUAUUGCAACGUUUUAUAAACUUAUUAUUUUUAUAUUCAGUGUUAUAAAUUUUUAACGUUACCUCGAACUGAAAUAUCGAUGGAAUUGUGAACAAAGGAGUAAAGUACAUUCAGUGUUCCGUAUAACCAUUUCGUGACGUAACUGGAUUUCUCUUGAAGCGCUAGUAACUGUAUUUCUUCUGUAAGCGAAGGUCGUCUUUGCACGGAUGGUUUACAAAUUAGCAUAAUUGCGUAACGGUACGCGGACAAAAUGUGGGAAGUUGACUCUGACACGGAGUCCCAAAGUGCGUCGUCGGACGGGCUUCGACGACGACAAGGAUGGGACCCAGAGGCCGAGAGUUUAGCUUCUCAAAUCGACGAACUCGACGAAGUACUCGCCGAAGAAGAAGAAGGAUGCCCAUUACCAUCGACCCCCGAGGAUCAACACCUGCUCGAUGCGGAGAUGGCUGAGGUAUUGAAGGCUGGCGUUCUAUCAGAUGAAAUCGACCUGGGUGCAUUGGCGCACAACGCUGCAGAACAGGCAGAAGAAUUUGUGCGUAAAGUUUGGGAAGCAUCAUGGAACGUAUGUCACUUCAGACAUCUGCCGCGUUGGCUCCAAGACAACGACUAUCUGCACAAGGGACACAGGCCUCCACUUCCAUCUUUUAGUGCUUGCUUCGCCUCGAUUUUCCGCAUCCACACAGAAACUGGCAACAUUUGGACCCACUUACUCGGUUGCGUGGCCUUCAUUGGUGUCGCAAUUUAUUUCCUUACCCGCCCAUCUAUUGAAAUACAAAUGCAAGAAAAGAUGAUUUUCGGAGUGUUUUUCAUUGGAGCUAUAGUAUGCCUUGGAUUUUCAUUUGCAUACCACACAUUAUAUUGUCAUUCCGAAAUGGUUGGUAAGCUAUUUUCUAAAUUGGAUUACUGUGGCAUAGCUCUCCUAAUAAUGGGGUCAUUUGUUCCUUGGCUUUAUUACAGUUUUUACUGCCAUUAUAGACCGAAAAUAAUAUACCUAUCUGUAGUUGUCGUUUUAGGAAUAUUAUCUAUAAUUGUGUCACUUUGGGAUAGAUUCUCAGAGCCUCGCCUCCGUCCUUUAAGAGCAGGAGUGUUCAUGGGUUUUGGUCUCUCUGGUGUUGUGCCAGCUAUCCACUAUGGUAUAACCGAAGGUUGGUUCAGUCAAGUAAGUAAGGCUUCUCUUGGUUGGUUAGUAUUAAUGGGUCUGCUAUACAUUCUCGGUGCAAUGUUUUAUGCUCUUAGAGUACCUGAACGUUGGUUCCCUGGAAAGUGUGACAUUUGGUUCCAAUCUCACCAAAUAUUCCAUGUGCUGGUGAUUGUGGCAGCUUUUGUCCAUUACCAUGGUAUUAGUGAGCUAGCGUCUUACCGUGUCACUGUCGGGGAGUGCUCAAUGCCUCCAUCCUCAAUCGCAUUCUAGCCUCUCCCACUACCAAAUGUGAUAGUAGACCAUAGAUAAUUCUAAGUAGGGUACAACUUUUAAUAGUUUCAUUGUAUAUUUUUUUAACAAAUAAAUCUAACACAAUUUUCUAAGUUUUUUUUAGUAAAACCAGAAUGUUGAUUUAUUGCAUUGAGGCUGUUAUUAACGUUUGAAACUAAUAAAAGAAAAAAAAAAUGUUUCCUGGUGAGGUUUUGGAAUUUGAAUACGGCAUUAUUUAUAAUACAAUUUUCUUUAUUUAUUUUAGUUUCUUUAGAUUAUUAUUUUUAGCAAAUAUUAUUUGACAAAUAUCUUUUAGCAUAGAAACCGGCACUGAAUAAAUUUGAAUUACCACUUAUUUUCUUUACAAAUUGCAUAUUUAUUUACUUGGGAUUAAGUCUUUAGACUGUACUUAAUUUUUGCACUAAGUCUUUGCUUUUGUGUAUUAUAAAACCACUAUCUUUUCAUUAUUAUCAUUGUCAAUGUUCUUCCUCAAUGUUCUAGAAAUAUCAAUACCUUACAAUUAAGUCUUCAAGUGCAGGACUUUACUUAAUACAGUCAGUAAGCAUUACUUGUUUUUUGCUUUGAUUACAACAAAUACAAUAAUUCAUCAAGUAGAAUCUCAAAUACCAUGUUAAUUUGAUUUAAAUUAAGAACAAAUGUGUAAACAAAUUGUUUUUAAUAACAAUGGUUAUGAAACACAAAUAAAUACAUUUUGAAAAUAAAAUCACACCUAUCUUUGAUGUAAAUUAAUGUUACAUUCCACUACAGUGAGUUACUAUUUGACCAAGACUAGAAUUAAAAAAAAGUCUUUAUCUGGUGAAGUAGUGAUGUAAAAUACUUGUAACUAUUUAUUUCAUAAUAACUAUUCCUUUUUUUCAUAAAAAAAAUUGUAUGUAUUGUAUGUAGUUUGGAAAUAAAAAAAAUCAUAAAAAAUUUAACUACCAUGAUUAUGUGGUCUGUAUUAGUUUUAAUAAAAGGUAUAUUCUAAAUUGUUGUAAGUGUUCAUAAAUAUAAAUAUUUUAUGAGAUUGAAAAUGGAAAAUAUUUGUAAAUAAAUAAAAAAAAACACUGAGCUCCUAAUUGAUAAGUUCAUUAUUACUUUAGGUUAUCAGGUAAUACAAAUCUUAGUGAUAGGAAAUAAGUAUGGCUGUUCACUGUAUCUGAAUAAUGACACUUGCAUGGUAAAAUUUUACUGAUGUUUAAACAGCAUCUAAAUCUUUGUGUGUAUGUCAUUGUUGUGACAUUAUUCAUAUUGAGUGAAUUGCCAGCUUUAUGAAAAAAUUAUUAAGUAUACUGAGCUCAGGCUUUUGUAAUCUUGCACAUGUAA